AGUGAGGGGCAGAGUGAGGGGCAGAGUGAGGGGCAGAGUGAGGGGCAGAGUGAGGGGGCAGAGUGAGGGGCAGAGUGAGGGGCAGAGUGAGGGGCAGAGUGAGGGGCAGAGUGAGGGGCAGAGUGAGGGGCAGAGUGAGGGGCAGAGUGAGGGGCAGAGUGAGGGGCAGAGUGAGGGGCAGAGUGAGGGGCAGAGUGAGGGGCAGAGUGAGGGGCAGAGUGAGGGGCAGAGUGAGGGGCAGAGUGAGGGGCAGAGUGAGGGGCAGAGUGAGGGGCAGAGUGAGGGGCAGAGUGAGGGGCAGAGUGAGGGGCAGAGUGAGGGGCAGAGUGAGGGGCAGAGUGAGGGGCAGAGUGAGGGGCAGAGUGAGGGGCAGAGUGAGGGGCAGAGUGAGGGGCAGAGUGAGGGGCAGAGUGAGGGGGCAGAGUGA
This is a messenger RNA of Schistocerca serialis cubense, 427 nucleotides long. RefSeq names its product germ cell nuclear acidic protein-like. The record is from RefSeq and is a predicted model, not a curated record. The annotation marks the transcript as partial. The transcript has a single exon. Lineage: Eukaryota; Metazoa; Arthropoda; Insecta; Orthoptera; Acrididae.